AUUUUAAUAAACACAUAAAUUUAAAUGAAAACCUUCGUAAAGGACAAUGCCAACCAGCUUUGCUUAUAAUGCAAAUUGUAGGAAAUGUUACUCCAAAACAAAAUACAUCUCAAACUAAAAACAUUACUCCAGAGCAAAAUCUGCCAUCAACUCCUGAAGCAAAUAAUGGAGAAACAAUUAUAGAAGCAUACAAAAGAAUUAAUGAUAAGUCUGAAGCUAUUGUUAAAAAAACCAAUGGUAGAAUUGAUAUGUCAACAACUAGUGCUCUAAUAUUUGCAGAAAGAUAUGAAGGAGAAGCUAAUCAAUAUGAUGUAAAUUUAAUAUAUAUAUUUGAAAUGAUAAAAAAAGAUGCAUCAUGGCCAAUUGCACCAGAAAGAAAUCCUCUAAAGAAAAGUCUUCAAUGUACAAGAUAUUUACGUUAUAAUCUACAUGGAAUUUACACACAUUAUGAUUUAGAAUGUGCACAAAAAAAUGGAUUAAAAGUAACAUUAAUGAAUAUAUUACCAAAUGCACUUAUUUAUAAAAGAAAUAUACAUAUAACAGGAAAAGACAUGUUUGAUGAAUGGGGUAAUAUAUUAUACAAAAUUAAAAAAGAAGGUGGAAUAGAAGGAAAAGUUAGUAAAGCAGUAUUAGUUUCAUUAUGGAGUGCAUUAUGUGAGCAAAGAAAUAGACAAAAUUAUACUAGAAAAGUAGAACUUAAAAAGGGAAUAGAAAUAGGUGAGCUGAAAUUUGAGAAAAAUGGAGUUUGUGUAGUAAAAAAUUGUAUAUCAAUUACAUGGAAACUGUCAUAUCCAGAAAUUCCAAAUUUGAUUAUUUUCAAAGAAAAUGAGCUUUGCUUUACAAAUAGUUUACCAGAUUUUGAGAAAAUACAACAAGAUAAAAAGCAGAAUACAAUAUUAGAUACAGAGUAUCCUGCUUCACAGAUAGCAAAAAGGAAACUAUCAAAAAAGUCUGAUAUAAAUCUUCUGAAUGAAAUUAUAAUAGAAAUAUUUCAACAUUUACGAACACAAAAUAAAAGAUUAUGUGGUAAUAAUGAAUUAUUGUUUCCAGUUUUAUAUGUUAACAAACAAUGGAAUGAAUGUGCAACAUAUUUAAUAUAG
This is a messenger RNA of Cetraspora pellucida, 1100 nucleotides long. The record is from the annotation of a GenBank genome assembly. NCBI's taxonomy places the organism in Eukaryota, Fungi, Glomeromycota, Glomeromycetes, Diversisporales, Gigasporaceae.